This is a messenger RNA of Rhizopus microsporus ATCC 52813, 1541 nucleotides long. Its product is annotated as DUF185-domain-containing protein. Gene Ontology annotation, cellular component: mitochondrion. NCBI's taxonomy places the organism in Eukaryota, Fungi, Mucoromycota, Mucoromycetes, Mucorales, Rhizopodaceae. Gene Ontology annotation, molecular function: protein-arginine omega-N symmetric methyltransferase activity. The coding region runs from base 1 to 1473 and encodes 490 amino acids. The transcript has 3 exons. The record is from RefSeq and is a predicted model, not a curated record.
AUGCUGUUAGGGGCCAGACAGAAUCUACUCACCCAUUCUAUUCGUCAUUUGAGUCGACAUGUCAAAGUGAUAGAACCUCUAUCAGCCACCGUUCGCUGGACACAUACAGACAACAGCAAUAAGCGAUACCAGGGUCUUCUUGCUCCGUUUUUCGCACCCUCAGCUGAAGAAGCCGCCGAGGACGUGGCAAGACGCCAUUACCCUCGUCUCACAGCCUAUGAUUCAGCCAAAUGCACCUCACCACCCACUCGCACACAGAUGCUCGUACGCGAUUUUAUUGAUGACUCCUUGUAUAAUCCCAAUUACGGUUACUUUUCAAAACAAGCUGUCAUUUUCUCACCUGAACACGAUUUUGACUUUAAUAACAUGCGCGAUCACUUGGAAUUCAUGAAUAAGGUAGGCCAACUCUAUAAGGACAUGGAAGAAGAUGCCGAUGAGGUUGAUGAAGUAGCCAGACAAGUAUGGCAUACUCCUACUGAACUCUUCAAGCCUUGGUAUGGAUACGCUGUUGCAAAAUAUCUGGUCUCAGAAUACAAAUUGAGCCUCUUCCCACAAAAGGAUUUAAUCAUUUAUGAAAUGGGUGCUGGUAACGGUACACUAAUGAUGAACAUUUUGGAUUAUAUUCAGCAAAACGAGCCUGAAGUCUAUCAAAGAACCCAGUACAAUAUUAUCGAAAUUUCCGGCAAGUUAGCCGAACGACAGUCUGAAAGACAAGGUAUGCGAGAGCUCAAGGAUCAACAUACAUGUGUAAAGAUUAUCAACAAGAGUAUCUUUGACUGGAAAACACAAGUGCCAGAAGAAUGCUUCUUUUUAGGCAUGGAAGUCAUUGAUAACUUUGCUCAUGAUUUGAUCCGAUAUGACCUUGACACUCUAAAACCCUAUCAAGCGCUAGUAAGUACAGAUGCAAAGGGUAACUAUACAGAAGUAUAUGAGCCAGUGGGGAAUGAUCCAUUAAUAAGCAAAUAUCUCACAUUAAGAAGUCAAACGGGAUAUCGAUCACCUGUAUUAUCAAAUCAACUCUGGCUCAAGUUUUUGCAAUCCUUACCCUUGGCACCCAACAUGACAUCUGCUGAAUUUAUUCCUACCAAGCUCUUCAUGCUCCUGGAGACACUAAAAGCUUAUUUCCCCAAACACAGACUCGUUCUUUCUGAUUUCUCUUCCUUACCUGAUACAGUGGAAGGUGUGGAUGCGCCUGUUGUACAGACACGAUACAGAGGUACAAUGGUUCCUUGUUCGACUUAUAUGGUUCAACCUGGCUGGUUUGAUAUUUUUUUCCCUACCAAUUUUGAAUUACUGCGGGAUAUGUAUCUCUUGGUCUGUCGUGGAUCAAGUGCUGGUAAUGACAAAUCAGUCAAGGUCUUGACUCAUCGCGAAUUCUGUGAACGAUAUGGUGAUAUUGAACGCACAACAACAAAAAGCGGAGAAAAUCCCAUGUUGAUGUAUUAUGAAAAUAUGAAAAUGAUUUUAACUUAAUACAGAAAGGUUGUACACACUUACACAGAAAGAGAGAGAGACACCUUAUUGUUAAAUAUUCAUUGUUU